Molecule: messenger RNA, 2590 nt
Organism: Ipomoea nil (Japanese morning glory)
Lineage: Eukaryota; Viridiplantae; Streptophyta; Magnoliopsida; Solanales; Convolvulaceae
Product: pentatricopeptide repeat-containing protein At4g22760
Exons: 3
Coding region: 215-1930 (571 amino acids)
Biological process (GO): RNA modification
Molecular function (GO): RNA binding; protein binding
Source: RefSeq, a predicted model, not a curated record
AGCUAUUGGGCUUCAAGAGGGCACAUUGUGAACUGCUAAAAUUUCUUAGGGAAAAUCGUAAAUUUUUACCAAACUCACAACGGACGGCGAGUCUCCUCCGUCGCUCCGGCGCACUGCCUCACUCCGAAGUUCUGACUGCCCAGCCUUGCUAUCUGUUUGGAUGAAAAAGAAGAGCAGGUGCCAAUCAAUAGACUAAGACAACAUAAUCUUGUUUAUGCUGACAACAAAAGUCACUGCUUUGUUGGAUAAGGCUCUAGCCAUUAACCAAGCAAAGCAAAUUCAUGGCGUAAUACUAGUCAGUGGACUCCAUGAUCUCGAGCCUCUCCUGGUGCGACGAGUUCUUAUGUCUGCAGGGAGUUACAACCGAAAUACCAUUCAAUAUGUUAAGUUGAUGCUUCGGUAUAUGCAAACUCUGGAUAUCUUUUCAGUAGCAUCCACCAUUCGGUUUCUUACAGAACAUUCUCAGUUCAGGGAGGCUAUAUCCAUUUAUGUACAAUUGCAGAGAUCCGGGCUCAGUCCCAGCACAUUUGCUAUAUCAUCUGCUAUAAAAGCUUGUUCGAGGAUUCUGGAUAAGAUUGGUGGAGCUUCGCUUCAUGGGCAGAGCUAUAAGUAUGGUUUCUGUAGGGUUGUUUAUGUGCAAACAGCUCUUGUUGAUUUUUAUGCAAAAAUGGGAAAAAUGGAGUCUGCGCGAAGCAUAUUUGAUGAGAUGGUUGGGAAAAAUGUAGUAUCGUGGAAUUCGAUGGUGGCUGGGUAUGUAAAAUCGGGGGAUUUGGCGAUGGCUCAAAGUGUUUUUGAUCUGAUUCCAGAGAAAGACGUCGUUUCGUGGAAUUCGAUGGUUUCGGGAUAUGCAAGGGCAGGGAAUAUGGAGCAAGCGUAUGCGUUGUUUCAAAAAAUGCCCGAGAGAAGUUCUGCCUCGUGGAAUGCGAUGAUUAGUGGAUACAUAGAUUGCGGUAAGAUAGAUUUAGCACGCAGCUUCUUUGAUGCUAUGGACCAAAAGAAUCACAUUUCAUUAAUGACGAUGAUUUCUGGAUACUCAAAAUGCGGGGAUGUAGAGUCUGCCCGGAAGCUCUUUGGCCAGAUGGCCGAGAAAGAACAUAGAGUUUAUAACGCGAUGAUAUCUACUUAUGCUCAAAACAGUCGACCAAAAGAGGCUCUCCACCUAUUCCGUGAGAUGCUUCGAUUGAAUGUGCAACCAGAUUAUAUGGCGUUGGCUAGUGCAAUUUCUGCGUGUUCUCAAUUGGGAGAUUUGAAGUUCGGGUCUUGGAUUGAGUCAUACAUGAAGGAAGUAGGAAUCCAAAUGGAUGAUCAUCUGGCCACUGCGUUUAUUGAUUUGUAUGCAAAGUGUGGAAGUACCGAAAAAGCUUAUGGUUUAUUUCGUGGAUUACAAAAGAAAGAUGUGGUUGCGUACACUGCAAUGAUAUUAGGAUGUGGAAUAAAUGGUCGGGUAAAUGAUGCCAUCGAGCUUUUUGAUGAGAUGGUAUAUUUUGAAAUCGGCCCCAACUUGGCGACACUUACAGCAGUCUUGACUGCCUACUCCCACGUCGGUUUGGUCGAAAAAGGAUAUCAGUGCUUCGUCUCCAUGGAGAAGUAUGGACUUUCUCCUAAUGUUGAUCAUUAUGCUAUUGUUGUCGAUCUUUUAAGCAGGGCCGGGCGGUUAGAAGAAGCGUAUGGUCUGAUAAAAAGCAUGCCAAUGCCGCCUCAUGCUGGAGUCUGGGGAGCGUUGCUUCUCGGUUGCAGUUUACAGAACAACUUGGAGAUUGGAGAGGUUGCCGCAAGGCAUUGCUUUGAUCUGGAGCCCGACAGCACCGGUUACCGUUCUCUUCUCGCGAAUAUUUAUGCCUCUGCUGGGAGGUGGGAUGAUGCUGAGAGGUUGAGAGUGUCUGUGGAGGCGAAUGGGUAUAUCAAGUUGCCUGGUUCCAGUUGGACAUAAAGACGGGAAAAGGUAGCUACUUAGCAAUGCUGAAUUUCUCAAACACAUUCGCACUGCAAUUCUAUUAGGAUUGCACCGUAAUCCCGAGGGUUGUGAAUAGGGAUGGCAAUUUACCCCGUCCUCAGUCCAUCAGUGCGAUGCCGCCAUCUCCGUUUCUCCUCCAAUCGGCGAUAGCAGACAGCAGACAGGUGAGACAAUAGUCCGUUCUCCGCCAUCGUUCUCGCACAGUCGCUGCCUCCACUGCCGGUUUAAAAGAUUUGUCUUUGUCAAAGGAUGUGACAUAGGAGGCUGGAAAGAAUUUGCUUCUUGAAGUGUGAUGAAUCAAAUCUAAAUACUUAGUUGUACUUUGUGAUGAAGCAGUCUGUAUAUCCAGCCAGAUUUAUCUCCUCCUGCUUGAUACUGAAGUUGCAACUUUAUUGGGUUUGCUCUAACUUAGGUUUUCCAGCUUGUUAUUACCCAAUGUUAACUUGAACAAUUAAUUAAAUUGUUUUGGUUUCGUUCAGAUUGAAGAUGAAGAUUUUGAAGAUUGAAAAAUGAGGAAUUGAAGGCUUUAUUGUAUUGCUAUUGUAUUUUUAUAUAAUCAUGUUGAUUAGAGUUUUGGAGUUUGGACAUUGAAAUAUUUGUAGUUUGCAUUUGCUAUUUUGGAAUUUGGACUUCGGU